This is a messenger RNA of Zeugodacus cucurbitae (melon fly), 1200 nucleotides long. RefSeq names its product secretory phospholipase A2 receptor-like. NCBI's taxonomy places the organism in Eukaryota, Metazoa, Arthropoda, Insecta, Diptera, Tephritidae. The transcript is spliced from 4 exons. The coding region runs from base 83 to 568 and encodes 161 amino acids. The record is from RefSeq and is a predicted model, not a curated record.
UGCAAAAUCGAAUAUGGCAAAUAUAUUUCAGUGAACGAGUGAAGUUUAAGCGGAAUUUUAUGGACUACUCAAAUACAGAAAAAUGAUUUCUCCACGAAUUUUGAUAAGCUGUCUGUUAUAUGGCUUCAUAUUUGCAUUUAAAACGAACAUCCAUGUGCACCUAACAGAUAGAGAUGAGUUCAUAAUAUUUAACAAUGCAACGAAAACCUGGAAAGAAGCACUCGAAUCAUGUCGGAAUCACACAGCGCAUUUGGUCUCAUUGGAGUCACAGCGAAAGCUCAUAGAUUUGCAUAUGUUUUUGUUCUCCAAAGAUUUCAUAGAGUCAGAGCUGAUUUCGGCAGAUCCACCUUAUAUAUAUUGGAGCGGUGGCAAUGACUUAAACAAACCGGGCACAUAUGAGUGGGAGGGCACGGAAAAGCCAUUUAACUAUACCCACUGGUUGGAUGAACAAUCGCUGAAUAAUAAUGGCAGCGGUUGUAUACAAUUUGGUAAGAGCGGUUUUGGACGUUGGUCAAUAGAAGACUGUGAGACUAAACGGUUUUAUGUAUGCGAAAGAAUUAAGGACUAGAGAAAUAUUUGGAAGAUUUUUUUUUGAGUGAAAAUUGUACAAAAAACUAUAGAGCAAUUAUUAAGACUCAGACCUAUUUCAUUCCCAAACAUCAAACAUUUGUAAUUCUCAACUGGGUUAUAAGAAAAUUGUUAAUUAUUUUUUGCGGUUUAUUUUUAUUAGGAUCAAGAAUGAAAACUACCGAAAUUCUUAUAAUAAAUACAUAUUAACCGAUUUCUGAUCCAAUUUCAUUUCAUUUAUAAAUUUUUGUAUUUUUUAUUUCUGAUUUAAAACGCCAAAAGAACCCAAAAAAUAUGAGCCCCCUCUCACUAAAUAAAGGCAACGCAAAAUGAAGGAAUGGAAUGGGUGGCAGUUUAUUUUUUUCAAGUACUUAAUUGGCCGCGCACAAGUGGCAUAAUGGCCCAGAGAGCAAGCAACAGAAAUGGUAUGGAAUUCAGCACAAAUGUAAACACACCAGUACAUAUAGAAUGGUAAACAAAAAUGUGCAGCGGCGUUGUGGCCAGCUGUGGUCAACGCAGCCAACGGCACACUGGCGCAUAAUAAGCCAUAAUUCCUGGACCGACCGUGUGCAGUCAUAGGUGAAGAGCAGUCAAGUGUGGCGGAAGGAAGGAAGUGAACUGCAUGGAUCAUAU